GGACAGUGCUGAAGAUGAUAACGAGAAGAUGAUUGGUUCAGCUGCUGUAGAGUGAAGAAAGAGAUUUACGUAAAGAGCACAAAGUGUUGAUGUUUUUAGGGGUUUGGAAGCUUUUUUCAUUGACUCAUCAGACUCUGUGAGGACUCCAGAACAAUGAAUUUCAGCGUUUUUGUGGUGCUGCUCCUCCUGGAGACGUGCUCAGCUGGAAAAUAUCAAAAUGUGGCUUUGCGUGGAAAAGCAACCCAAUCAGCGCGUUAUGGAGACGCAUUUGGGGCGGCCUACAAUGCUAUCGAUGGAAACCAUGAAUCUAAUUAUGGUUCUGGAUCGUGCUCACACACGACUGAAAUGAAAAACCCCUGGUGGAGAGUGGACCUGCUGGAGUCCUACAUCAUCACCUCCAUCACCAUCGUCAACAGAGACGACUGCUGUCCAGAAAGGAUCAAUGGACUGGAAGUCCACAUAGGCAACUCUGUGGAAAGGGAUGGUUUUGAAAACCCAGUGGUUGCAACGAUUGCUGACAUCGGUAGAGCUAAAACGUUCAGUCAGACUUUCACUGAUCGGGUGGAGGGACGUUACGUGACUUUGGUUAUACCUGGUUCAAGAAGGAUCAUUACAGUCUGUGAAGUGGAAAUCUAUGGGUACCGUUCCCCAACCGGAGAGAACCUGGCCCUCCAGGGAAAAGCCACACAGUCGUCGUUGUUUGAAUUUGGCUUUGCGAAUAACGCCAUAGACUUAAGUCAGAACAACAAGUGGGGGGACGGCUCCUGCAGUCACACGAGCAACGACGUCGGCCCCUGGUGGCGACUGGAUCUGCGCAAAUCCUAUAAAGUGUUUACCGUGAAGAUAACCAACAUGAAAUCAAACCCAGAACGCCUCAAUGGAGCCGAGAUCCGAAUUGGAGAUUCUCUUGACAACAAUGGCAACAGCAACGCCAGGUGUACUGUGAUCCAAAGUAUUGAAGCAGGAGCUACCGCUGAAUUCCAGUGUCCUGGCCUGGACGGGCGCUACGUUAACAUCGUCAUCCCGGGAAGAGAAGAGUUCCUGAGUCUGUGUGAGGUGGAGGUGUACGGCUCGAGGCUGGAUUAGGUCUGAAGACCUUUGAAAUGCUGAACAGUAACAGUUUGCUGUUAAAUGUACUCAUACCUACUGGAAUCACAGCUUGAGAUUCAAUAUUGUCAGAAGAAACAUGUGUGCAGCAAGUGAAUGUAUCUCUUCAUCUGAUAGUGAUUAGUAGUAGUAGAUAGUGAUAGUGCAUUAUGGGGUUACACGUUAUGGACACUAUAUACAUGGACACAUAUUAUGGAUUUUUUAUGAAACAUUUCUAAUGCUGUCCUUUACUCUUAUUUUGAAACAUUAAACUUCUGAGGUAUUUUCACUAUCUGCUCUGAAUGUCAUAAAUGCUGAAAUACGAUUAAAUCAUUAAAAAGUCAAUUUUCUUUUUCUUUUUCUUUUUUUUUUCUCCAAAUCUUAGGUUUAACACAUUGCAACUGAACAUGCAUUUAGUUUAACAGUGGUGUCAAUGUGGUCUGGUAGAUUCUUUUGUGGUGAAACUGGCUUCCUGUUGGGGCCCGCAUCCGAUUCAAGACGAUGGUGCUGGCCUUCAAGGUCGUCAAUAGCGCUUUGCUCUUCUACAUCAGCUGGCCGGCUGGUACCUCCAAUCACUGAGAGCCACCAAAACCCGCUCAGCAAAGUCGUGACUCUUCUGUUUUGGCUCCUCAGUGAUGGAAUGAACUCCCAACCAAUGUCAGGACAGCAGAAUCACUCUCCAUCUUCCACAAAACACUCAAGACUCAUCUGUUCAGACUUCACCUCGACCCCACAUAGCGUGACAACAGGUGUGACGUUGAGGUCAGAACGAAGAUUGAGUUUGAAGAUCUGUGUACUGAGAACAUCAACAUGUUGAUGGCAUGAUUUCUGAGUUGUUCAUAAAACUGUUUCAAUGGAUAUUGUCCGCUUUUUGACAAUUACAUAAUUGUCCUUUUACCACAGUGAAGUUAUGUUUGCUUGAAUGCAAUUAUUUGAGUGGAAGUUGGUCUAAAAACCAGGCUAGUUAUCAGUUUGUAACAAUACCACGUGAUUUGUGAACCUCCUCAUUGCCACGGUACUCCCUGAUGACAAUACACUGCCCAGAAGUACGAUGCACCCUGACACAAAGGUUCAAGGCAUUGAUCUAGUUUUCAAAUCCUCCACAUCCCAAUCAGAUCCAACAUUUGUGGGACAUGCUUGAACAACUCUGAUUUAUGGGGGCCUCACCCUGCAACCCACAGGACUGGCCACCAACGCCCUGGUUCCAGACUACAUCACAUACCCAGAGGUCAUGUUUUGUUGCCUCAAUAGGUCAGAGCAAAGUCUGGUCCAAGGUGUGGCCUGCAUGGAUCAGACGUCUUGCUACACAUCCCAGGGACAGUCAAUUGGAUUGCGAUCUUGCAUCCACAUGACAAUGGUCAACAUGAAUAUGUUUCUUCACCAAAUAAUUAAGUGAUUUCUGCUUACACUACCAGGUGCGGUCUGAUCACAAGGAUCCCAGCAGGCACCACUGCUGAGUUCCAAACUGGGUCUUGAACUCCCGCCACUGUGUUAACGUCAGCCGACAACAAUCUGCAGUUACCGUGUGUGAAAUUAGCUAAGCUAUAUAUCAGCUAUAUUAAGGAUUUGAUACACGCUUUGAUGUCCAAUGCUGUUUUGAAAUGUCUUUUUAAUACUGAACUUGAAAUUGUGCUGCUGCAUAUUAUGUUAUCCUUGCUGAAGUAAAAAUAAAUAAUUACAAAAGCCUUA
Acanthopagrus latus (yellowfin seabream) is the source of this 2775-nucleotide messenger RNA. RefSeq names its product fucolectin-7-like. The transcript has 6 exons. The coding region runs from base 154 to 1086 and encodes 310 amino acids. The record is from RefSeq and is a predicted model, not a curated record. NCBI's taxonomy places the organism in Eukaryota, Metazoa, Chordata, Actinopteri, Spariformes, Sparidae.